This is a messenger RNA of Phaeoacremonium minimum UCRPA7, 1677 nucleotides long. Its product is annotated as putative polysaccharide lyase family 4 protein. The coding region runs from base 1 to 1677 and encodes 558 amino acids. Gene Ontology annotation, molecular function: carbohydrate binding; catalytic activity. The transcript has 2 exons. NCBI's taxonomy places the organism in Eukaryota, Fungi, Ascomycota, Sordariomycetes, Togniniales, Togniniaceae. The record is from RefSeq and is a predicted model, not a curated record. Gene Ontology annotation, biological process: carbohydrate metabolic process.
AUGUCUGAUACCUAUCCUGCUACCGGCCAGGUUCUCGAGCAGUAUUGGUUCCUUCGCGAAGGCGAAACCGGUCUACAUACCUUUAGUCGCAUCGCAUAUUACAACGAGACCACUCCCUUCUUGCGCAAUCUCCAGGAAUUCAGGACCAUGUUCCGGCCAAAUUCGCCAAUUUACACGCAUCUGCUGACGAAUGACAAACAAUACGCUCCUCUACCCAGUGAUGCAGCCGAGUCAAAGUGGAUUGUCGUUCAAGAUGCAACCUGGUAUCUGGGCAACUCACCAGAUGAUGCGUAUGUCCAGCAGGAAGCGGACUAUUUCACGAAAUAUACCUUCCAGGAUACUUGGAGAGACCAUGACGCCCAUGGCAUGUUUGCAGAUGGCAGCAAUACCCCUGACAACUCAACAUAUGGUGCUUGGUUAGUUAUGAACACCAAGGACACCUACUUCGGAGGUCCCUUACACAGCGACCUCAUCGUUGAUGGUAUUGUUUAUAACUACAUUGUCUCGAACCACCAUGGUGAUCAGACUCCAAAUAUCACGAACGGCAUGGAUAGAACAUUUGGGCCGCAGUACUUCCACUUCAACCACUUCCCAGCUGGUAGUGAUAUCCACACUCUCAAAGCCGAUGCUGCGCAGUAUGCUGACCCGACAUGGAAUGCCGACUUCUACGACUCCAUCGCUCAAUAUGUGCCCAACUACGUACCCAGCUCUCAGAGAACGACCUGGAAGCUUCAUGUAGAUCUUCCUGAAGGUGCCAAGAACCCUAUUGCCGUCCUUGCUCAGAAUGGCAUAGACUUUCAGGACAAUGUCUUCGACACCAAGGCACUGCAGUACUGGGCCAACAUCGCCGACGACGGCACAGCUGAGAUCCCCAUGGUGAAGGCCGACACCUACCGGCUCACCAUCUAUGCGGACGGUAUCUUCGGGCAGUAUAUCAAGGAUGACGUCGAGGUUAUUGCUGGCGAGGUGCACACAACACAUGCACGUUGGCGCGAGGAGACGGCAGGCACGGAAAUCUUCCGCAUCGGUACCCCUGACAAGAGCAGCGGCGAGUACAAGCACGGCUACGAACUCGACCCCACGCACCCGCUGCAUCCAGAAGAAUACCGUAUCUACUGGGCCGUGUACGACUAUCCGACCGACUUCCCAGAGGGCGUGCGAUUCAAGGUCGGCGAGAGCAAGGAGAGCGAGGAUCUGAACUACGUUCACUGGAGUGUUUUCGGCGGCUAUGCUAAUUAUCUCCGCCCUGAGCCCUACUACGGCCAUGGUGAUGUCAACAACUGGACCAUUGCCUUUGAUCUCACAGACGACCAGAUUCACCGGAAGAGGCUAGCUACCUUCACCGUGCAAUUUGCGGGCGUGAAGACAGCCGCCGGCAACACCGACGUGUACAAUGCCUCAGAACCUCAUGCCAAUCUGAAGUACACCGUGAAUGUAAACGGCAAGGAUCUGGAGCCCUGGGUUAUUCCCUACUACCAUUCCAGCUCAUGCGCCGUUCGAUCGGCCGUGAUAUGCUAUCAGGUGGCGAACAAAUUCACGUUUGACCCGGACCUGCUCAAAGAGGGCGAGAACGAGAUCGUUCUGAGCCUGCCUUACAACGCCACCGACUACGAGAGCGCUGUCCUCCCCCAGUCAGUGUACGUACAGUACGAUGCACUGCGCCUCGAGAUCAAAUAG